AUGUGGCGUCGCAGUGGGCUUCUGCUCUUACGGUUCGUCGACGGGGCCACGGCAGGAGACCGCCUGCGGACAGCCGCACACGUGCAGCGCAAACGCGUCACCAAGACAAAGGCGCGGAGGGCCAAGGAGGGCACGAAUCCGUACAACAAGGCGCAGUACAUCAACGCCUUUGUGGAAGCACAGAGCGCGCGGAUGAUGCGCGAGCGCCGGCUUCAAGAGGGCGCCGCCGUCGAGCAAUCGCUGCUCGUCACGGUGGAUGCCGCUCGUGUGGAUGCAGCUUCGCGACAACCGCAGCAGCUCGUGCAACUGGGGGCGUCGCCGCAACCCGUGGCAUUUGGGGCGUGGCGCGAGGGGCUCCCCGCUGUGGAGCGUGCGUGCACCGCGAUGGACCGCAACCUGCAUUGUAUCGUGCGUGGCGCAACGACGCCGCCCGCCUUCGCGCCGGAGGCCUUGCGGCGUGGCGUUCCUGUGCGGGACGCGAGGGUCCGGCAGCUGAUUGAGCACCUUCACCACGACGAACGCGGAGGGCGGUGGCCGGCGCCAAAGAUGCACGUCUUUACGGGAAACUUGGACGUGUGCGUCAAGGCCGCGUGUGGGGGAGAUGCUGCAAUCACGCGGCGGCUGCUUGCGCUUCUGCUUCACACAGCCGCAGAGCGGAACUGGUCUCUCGCGCUGCAGCUGUACCACGAGUGUGUGUUGCCGUACCAACAACAACAGCAGCAGCAGUGGCAGGUGGACGACUCUCUGGAGAGAGCCGAGGCCAUUUCCAUGCACGUUGCGGUGCUGUGCGAGUCCAUUCGCGCGCACACUGUCUUGAGCGGCGAUGAUGGCGCGUGCCCGCCGUUCCACACCGUUGUGUCGCUGGCAACUUCGUCCCCCAUUCCCCUUCUGCCUGUUGCCGCCGCCCCGAUCUUCAGCAUUCUGCAGCCGGAUGAAGGCACAACGUGGCGCGAUGUCGUUGCCCUCGCACAACACUUCGUGCCGAAGGACGUGAAGCGGAUGUAUUUGCCGUCCAUCGCGUGGGGGGAACUUCUGCGGGCAGUGCGGCGCAUGGGCGCCUCCUUGGAGGAGGUGCAGUCCGUCGUUGACACUAUCACAGACCCGAAGCGCACCAAACACGCGGAGCGGCACAUGUGCGACAGCAACGUGUGGAAUGCGUACUUGGCCGCCAGCGACUGGCAGCACGCGCUUGACGUCUUCGCGAAGAACUGGCCGCAUUAUGGGGUGAAGGAGACAGCGGCGACGACUGCCGCCCUUAUGGAGUCGCUCCUGCGCGACAAGCAGUGGAAGCGCGCGCUCGACACUUUCCAUCGCCUGCAGAAGAAGGAAGGUCACCUCAUCAUUGGCACCUCCGGCGUCUUCAGCGUCGUCUUUCGUGCGCUCGCGCAGCAGGGCGAUUGGCACGCCGUGACCUCGCUGCUGCUGGACUAUGACCGCUUCCUCGUGCACUUUGGCGUCUCACACGAGUGGUGGCUCGCCUCACCGCUGCGGGCGGAGGCGAAGUCGCCGCAGCCACGCAGCGACGAGCGCCUUCACGAGUGGAUGACAUUCGCGAGCGAAUUGCGGAGCCGUGGCCAUGCCACGUGUGAACUCGUGGAUGCCAUUCAACACGCCCUAAUCGCCUGCGAUGCGCUGCGGCAACAGCAAGAACAAGAGCAGCAGCCGCACUCAACAAAGGCGGUGGCGGGGGCGGACGUCCCGGACGGCAUCGUCACGGCCGAGAUGCUGCACGAGUUGCUUUGA
Molecule: messenger RNA, 1743 nt
Organism: Trypanosoma grayi
Lineage: Eukaryota; Euglenozoa; Kinetoplastea; Trypanosomatida; Trypanosomatidae
Exons: 1
Coding region: 1-1743 (580 amino acids)
Molecular function (GO): protein binding
Source: RefSeq, a predicted model, not a curated record